Mesorhabditis belari is the source of this 1044-nucleotide messenger RNA. NCBI's taxonomy places the organism in Eukaryota, Metazoa, Nematoda, Chromadorea, Rhabditida, Rhabditidae. The record is from the annotation of a GenBank genome assembly.
AUGCGAGAGUUUUUGAGGAUAUUUUCAGCGUCACUUUUGCUCUCAUCGAUCUCAGCCGGAUAUCUCUACGAUCGAUGGGGAAAUGUCAAUGAUGAUAAUGCAGUGAAUAGUGUUUUUGAGAGACCCCGUCCUCCACCGUCCUCUCCUCGUGGUUCCACCUCAAACCUUGGUUGUUUCCUUUGCACUCAAUUAUUAUCUGUGACGAAACACCGUGUCGGUCUCUCUCAAAAUCAGCUUCGAAAUGUGCUCUACGAGAAGUGUCGCGUGCUUCCACAGGUCUUAAGGGAACAAUGUUUCACUUUUGUCGAUCGAUCGUUGCCGGAGAUUUAUUUCUCUUUGAACUACGAUUUCUCAUCGAAAAAUGUGUGCGUUACGCUGAAUUUGUGCGAUGAAGCGAGUCCAUUCGCGAUCGCCUCCCCUCCACCAACCCUUCCCCCUCCACCACCAUCAACCACAACCGAACUUCCCCCCACCUCCACCAAUUCCCUCCAUUCCCUCCAUUCCUCCAUUCCCUCCAUUCCAUCAAUGCCAGAAGAAAGAAGACCCGAUCAGUCAGAGAUCCCAAAAGGGACACCAAUCACAAUGACGGACCCACCGCCGUCCAUCCGUCCCCCACAAAUCCCAUCGACAAUCCGCCAAUCUCCCCCUUCUCCCCCUUCUCCACCCUCACCUCCAUCACCACAAAUCCCACAAAUUCCCUAUAUUGAGACGGGAAAUGGAAAUGAUCGAAGAAGAGAAAGAGAACGAGAGACAUUGCAGGGGAUGAAGGACAGGAUUGGGCACAAGAAUGAGAAUAGAGAACAGUUGGAACAAAAGCGAAUGACGUGUAAAUUCUGCGAGCGAAUGUUGGAAAACGCUAAACAGUACGCAGUGACGGCAAAAUCAGACAUCACCUCAUUCGCCAACAACGCUUGUGCGCAAAUGCAAAAGGGACGGACACAGGAUCAAUGCUACGAGUUGGCCGAUAAGAAAAUCGACGAGUUGGCGAAAUUCGUCGAUCAUCAAGUGAUCGAGGCGCUUUGGUGUGCGGAAUUGAAUCAUUGC